Misgurnus anguillicaudatus (oriental weatherfish) is the source of this 1116-nucleotide messenger RNA. The record is from RefSeq and is a predicted model, not a curated record. NCBI's taxonomy places the organism in Eukaryota, Metazoa, Chordata, Actinopteri, Cypriniformes, Cobitidae.
AGUUAAGUUGUAAAUGACCCUUCCAUUGUAGAGUAUAUGCUCAUUAAAAUAUGUUUAAAAAUACAAUUCACCAGUGUUUUUUUGUAAUGCUUUCACUUGAGAGUUUAUGUUUAGUGCACAAAAGAUAUAAAUGAAGGCAACAACAGAAGCCCACAUUUAACCACAAACACAAACUAUAUACCAACAGAUUCAUACCUGCAGGUGUUUAAAACCUAAAAAAUAAAUGUUGAUCCAAAAGCACUUUUAUCUACAGUAGAAAUUAUUAUUUAUCUUUUUAUUGACUCAAAUCAAUAAUUAUGACUAAUAUCCACGUGACUAUUAGAUUUUUCAGUAGCUUAUGGUUUCAACAUUCAGCAGUGGUUUUGGUCUUGUGUGCUGAGAUGAAUACAAUAAUAUUGGUAUAAUCAUUUUUGAGUGUCAUUACUUCCUGUAACAUUUACUUAUACCGGCUUCCUUCCAGUACAGAGUUUUCUGCAGCUAUUGUUUGAUAAAUGGCAGCAAUUUAUGAAAAUCCUGUUUUCAUACGUUCUUUAAACAACACAUGCUCUCAUCUAACAGAUAAGGACUCUGAUGAAACUGAAGUCAGAUCUGUUAAAUGGAUUAAAGUUCUUCUGAUAGUUGUUGGUGUUUUUCUUGUUUUUGCUCUGGGUGUCAUCUGUGUUCUCAGUUUACUCUAUGUUGGUAUAUUCAGAGUCAGACUGUGUGACUUUCAACAACACAAUGAUACAAAACCACCAACAUAUCCAGAGCAGAAGUCGUGUACAUCAACCAAUGAGACGAAGCUUUUAGGCAAAUACAACAAAGUUAAAGACUGUCUGUACUCUUGUACUGAUUUCAGUGCUUCAUCUUGUAAGCUUUGUGAAGAGGGCUGGAAAUCAUACAGUGGAAAGUGUUAUUUCUUCUCUUCUAAAAAGAUGACUUGGUUUGAGGCUUAUAAUUUAUGUGAUACAUUGAACGCUUAUCUGGUCACCAUCAACAGCAAAGCUUUACAGGAUUUCCUGGUGUCUAAAAUUAAAGUGACUCACUGGAUCGGUCUUAAUGAUCUGGAGACUGAAGGUCGAUGGGUUUGGGUGAAUGAUCAAACUCUGAAAGAGACCGGAGUACAGUAAGAGUUCA